AUGCUACGCCCAACCCGAUCCAAUCUUCGACCCACCGGAUCCUCAUCUUACAGCCCUUUAUCCUGCACAUCGCAGCAGUGCACCUCCUUGAGCCCGAAUUACAAGUGCGGCCGAAACAAAGCUUGCAUCUAUGAAGCGUUGUACUGGGAUAAUUCCGCCAGUAUUGGAGAAUUUGCCACUGAAACGGUGUCGUUCGGGAGUUCGGGUUCGGUCCAGAAAGUGGCUAUCGGGUGCGGGCAUGAGAAUCAAGGCCGAUUUGGCAAGGCAGCUGGCAUACUUGGCCUUGGGGGCACUGCAGUAGGCAUUCCUUCUCAAAUUCAAGCGAAGUCUUUCUCCUACUACCUCGUGGAUUUGGACUCCAGCUCGUCCUCAACUCUUGAGUUUAACUCAGCUCCACCCGGUGACUCAAUCCUCAUUCCUUUGAUUAUGAACCUAAAAUCUGAGAUUUAUUACUACGUGGAACUCACGGGGAUCACUAUUAAUGGAGAACAAAUGCCCAUUCCUGCAUCGGAUUAUCAAAUAGGAGAAGAUAGGCGUGGGGGGAUCAUCGUUGACUCGGGUACCACCAUAUCGGCGUUGCCAGCUCAGGUAUAUAACUCGGUCCGAGACACCUUUGUUAAGUACGCUAAAAACUUGCCUCCCGCCGGUGCGGUCGGUGAUCUCGACACUUGUUAUGAUCUAUCCUCUAUGCCCACCAGAGAUGGCUUCCCAAUGAUAUCGUUUCAGUUCUUCGGAGGCAAGACGUUGCCGCUGAAACCUCAAAAUUACCUGUUUCGUGCUGGUUCCGGCGGCACGUUCUGUUUGGCUUUUAAGACCACUUCUCAAAGUGUCUCAAUAAUCGGCAACACGCAGCAGCAGGGGUUUCAGGUUACUUACGACCUUGCCAACAAGAUGUUUGGUUUCAGACCAAAUCAAUGUUAA
Molecule: messenger RNA, 921 nt
Organism: Coffea arabica (coffee)
Lineage: Eukaryota; Viridiplantae; Streptophyta; Magnoliopsida; Gentianales; Rubiaceae
Product: protein ASPARTIC PROTEASE IN GUARD CELL 1-like
Biological process (GO): proteolysis
Molecular function (GO): aspartic-type endopeptidase activity
Source: RefSeq, a predicted model, not a curated record